AUGCUUGCAAGUUCUAAAGUAAUGUACCUUGAAGAGUUUCAACGCAAUCAAGAUAUCAGUCACGAUGAUACCUUGUGGGAUUUCAUCAAGUCACAUGGUUAUUCAGAGUUAUUUCAAAAGGCUUAUCUUGUUCCAAUAUGCUCUUCCUUGUGGUCCUGCCCUACACACGUAGUUAUGAGGUUAUCUGCUUUUUCUGCUCUCUCAUAUUUCAACAAUCACCAUCUAUUUCAGAUGUUCAGUGGUCCUCAAUGGUAUAUCGUUAGGGGUGGCUCACAGACCUACAUUAAAAAGAUCAAAGAAGAUAUGUUGUCUAGCGGCUGCCAGAUAAGGACGGGUUAUGCCAUAAAAUACGUCUCAAAACGUGAUGAUGGUUGUCUACUUCUAUGUGAGGAUGGCUCUGAAGAAAGGUUUGGUGGAUGCAUAAUAGACGCGGAUGCCCAUCAAACUCUGAGAUUGUUGGGGGAAGAAGCUACAAAUGAAGAAAGAAGAAUACUUGGGGCUUUUAAUUAUGUAUAUAGUGACGUUUUUCUACACAAUGACACAAGUCUAAUGCCUCGAAACCGAACAACAUGGAGUGCACUGAAUUUUCUUGGAACUAAGGAUAACAAAGUGUGCUUAACGUACUGGUUAAAUGUGCUCCAGAACAUUGAUGACAAUGAGCUACCUUUUCUUGUCACUGUUAAUCCUUCUCGAACACCAAAAAGUACAUUGCAUAAAUGGUCACUAGGACUGUCAAUUCCAUCAGUUGCAGCAACAAAGGCUGUUCUUGAGCUUGCUUACAUCCAAGGAAAGCGAAGAAUUUGGUUUUGUGGAGGAUACCAAGGUCAUGGGAUCCUUGAGGAUGGUGUGAAGGCGGGUAUGGUUGCGGCAAAUGGCAUUCUUAAAAAGACCUGUGAAAUUCUGAAUAACCCGAAAACUAUGGAACCAUCUUUGAUGGAAAUUGGGGCGAGGUCACUUGUUGUUAGGUUCCUUCAAGAAUUUAUUGCUAUUGGUACCUUAAUUUUAUUGGAAGAAGGUGGUGCAAGAUUCACAUUCGAAGGAACAAGAAAGAAGAACUCUACAAAAGUUUAUCUCAAAGUUCAAAAUCCUCGAUUUUAUUGGAAGCUUGCUACAGAAGAUGAGUUAGGUCUAUUUGGCGCAUACAUUAAAGGGGAUUUUUCUUUUGCUGAUCAAACAAAUGGCCUUUUAAGUUUGAUUGUGAUUCUUAUUGUAAACUAUGAGCUAAAAAAUUAUUCAUUGACAUCUAACAAAAGAGGUUGGUGGACACCGAUGUUUUCAACAGCAAUUAUAGCAUCUGCAAAGUAUUUCUGUCAUCAUGUUUUGAUGCAUAACUCUGUUACCCAAGCACGCAGGAACAUAUCUCAUCACUAUGAUUUGGUACGUGGAAAUACAUCUUAA
This is a messenger RNA of Lactuca saligna, 1398 nucleotides long. The record is from the annotation of a GenBank genome assembly. NCBI's taxonomy places the organism in Eukaryota, Viridiplantae, Streptophyta, Magnoliopsida, Asterales, Asteraceae.